AGUCAGCUGUUGGAGUGUGUCGGGGUGUGAUGUGUUCUUAGUCCUCGUUUCAUCAGUGGUUUUUCUCACUGAAUUAUCAAACAUGGAGUUUAAGAGCGGGGUCUUCAAUGCAGCGAGAGAUGGUAAUCUACGCAGAUUAAAGGUACGAACUCAUUGCAAUUGGCUCAAACUGAUCUAAUAAGAAGUGAGAGAAAUAUUGGCGAUGCGGUAAGAACAAAAAAAUGUGGAAGAACAUAUGCUAUUAGACCUUCGUAGCCGCAGUGAAGUGGCCCGUGUUGUGAGUGCCAGAACAAACGGCGCAACGCCGCUGGUUAUGGCAGCUAAGCACGGACACAAGAACUGUGUAGAGUACCUGGUUGGACGCUGCGAUGCAGACAUUGAGCAGGUGGGCUCAGUUGUUUUUGAUGGCGAGACCAUAGAUGGGGCUCCUCCUCUGUGGUGCGCUGCAGCAGCUGGCCACCUAGACAUUGUUGCCUAUCUUCUUUCGAAAGGCGCCAACGUUAAUGCCACAACGAAGACCAACUCCACCCCCCUCAGAGCGGCUUGCUUUGAUGGACACUUCGACAUUGUUAAAUAUCUUGUAGAGCACAAGUCAGAUAUUGAAGUUGCAAAUCGCCAUGGACACACAUGCUUGAUGAUUGCUUGUUACAAGGGUCACUUUGAAAUUGCCAAAUAUCUCAUAGACAUUGAUGCUAAUGUUAACAGAAAGAGUGUCAAAGGAAAUACAGCUUUACACGAUUGUGCGGAAUCAGGAUCUCUAGAAAUAAUGAAGUUAUUACUGGAUCAUAAUGCCAAAAUGGAUGUGGAUUCGUAUGGAAUGACACCCUUAUUAGCUGCCAGUGUAACAGGUCAUACGCACAUCGUAGAAUAUCUCAUUUCUAGAACAGAUCUCAUAUUAAAAAAGGACAAAAUAGAUGCAUUAGAACUUCUUGGAGCUACUUUUGUCGACAAGAAGCGGGAUAUGCUUGGUGCUCUUAGAUUUUGGAAAAUGGCCAUGAGUGAAAGGUAUGAAAAUGGUGUAAUGGUUUACCCCAAGCCAGUACAACAGUCGCCAAUUGCUGCAUAUGAGAAUUCUGUAGAAGUUACGACACUACAUCAGUUAGAAGAAAUUAUUUCUGACCCUGAUGAAAUGAGAAUGCAAGCGCUUCUUGUAAGAGAAAGAAUACUAGGACCUGCACACCCAGAUACGAGUUACUAUAUUAGAUAUAGAGGUGCUGUUUAUGCAGAUACUGGUAAUUUUGAUAGAUGCAUAACACUUUGGAUGUAUGCUUUAGAUAUGCAGCAGAAAAUUCUUGAACCAUUAAGCCCGAUGACACAGAGUUCCUUUGUGUCAUUUGCCGAAUUAUUUUCAUUUAUGAUGAGUGAAGCCAAAAAUCGUGGCAGGAGGGUACCAGUGGUAAAUUUCUGUGAUAUGAUGCGUGUUUUUGAAAAAUGUAUGAGAGAAGUUGAAAUAGGAAUGUCCCAACUGAACAAAGUCAACGGAUGUGGUAGUAUAUUAGCCAGUGGAGGGGAAAGAGAUACCACUUACUUCCAUCGUACUUUAGUUAUAACAAUGCAUUUAGUAUGUUUGCUAACAAAGCUAGGUCCUGGUUUAUCUUCUCUUCAGCGAUAUACAAUGAGAAAAGCUGUAUAUGAACUAGUGCGACUGAAUCCUAGAGGUUCGGGAGGCGUAACACCUUUACAUUUAGCAUGUUCAAGGGAUUCUUCAGCAACAGUUGGUAGAUUUCCUAUCUGUACUUUCCCGAGUAUGGAAGUGGUAAAUCUCUUACUUGAGGUUGGUGCAGAUCCAUGCGCAAUAGAUCAUCAGGGUAACACGCCCCUCCAUACCCUGGCAAGUAACAAACAGUGUCGUAGAGAAAUAUUGAAUGCUCUUCUCCUUGCUGGUGCUCAUUUAGAUACUCUCAAUAGAUCGGGUCAGAGUUUUGGUUCGCUGCGAGCUUCACGUGGGCAACGGAUCCAUCAGUUAAUUAACCCUUUACAACACACCUCUCUACAGUGCCUAGCUGCUGCAGCUCUUCGAAGACAUGGCCUUUCAUAUAAAACAGUCUUACAUCCUCGACUAUCACAAUUUGUUGACCAUCACUGAUCCUUAGUGUAAAUAGCUGCAGUAGGAAUAUCCAGCUUCUUGUAUAUAAAAUUAAUAGAUAAGCAUGUGUACAGUAUAUGUAUAUGCACUGAUAUAUAUAUAUAUAUACAGAACUAUCUUUACAUUUGAGUAAAGGCAUUCGUAGCCAUUGUUGACCUGGUGAUGAAUAACAUCACCUCCAAGUGGCAUUAUAAUGUAAGUGACCCUUCCAGCUUGUGAUUAUCACGUCAUGAUUGGGAUUCGCAUUCUUUUCUGCAGGCUUCCUGUGCUUUCUAGAAGUCUUCUCUGUUCUGAAGGUCAAGGAAUUCAGUUAAAGUUUUGUACAUGUGAAUUCUUAAAUGUUUCAGCGAAUACAAUACAGUGUUAUCAGUAAGUUUAACUGGAUUCUUAAGUUGGGUACUGUUGCAUGAUAAGUUUGCCUUAACUGGUUAAGAGUAAACUGGAACUAAAGUUAUCAGGAUAAUGCUGGAUUUAAAAUUUUGAAAAAACAUUGUCAUAUUGCCAACAAUGUUCCAAAUUCAUUAGAUUUUUAGUCAUUCAUCAUGACGACCCAGUUGAUGUUAUUAUUGUACUUCUUUGCUGAAAUUCUUGUGACCAAGAUGUGUGAAGGCUUGAGGGACAUUAGAAGCAGUGAGAAUUUAAGGGCGCCAGUCUCAAGUUGUCCAUGGCAGCAGUGAUAUUCAGGAAAUUAAAGUCUUUUCAGCAGCAUUAAGAGUGCAACAGGUGCUUUGAAUGGCUCGAAUAAUAUAACUGGUAGGAAAACGCAGUGCUGCGAAUGACACUACAUUUGCAAGUUUGUGUAUUCAGUGUUAAUGUCUCUUCUGAUUCAUUAUGGAUACAUGUCAAAGUAUUUGCACCAUAUUCCCUUUGCUCUUCAAUUUUAGAAAUUGCCUUUCUUAAAUAAUAAGGUGCUAUCUGUUUAUAUGUCAAAAGGUUAAAUACAGUAAUAUUGAAAAGAUGCAUUAUACAAGGGAUAUAGCAGAUGCUUUAGAUGUUAAGAAGUUACAUUGAAGAAUGUCUUAAAUCUUGUCAUUUAUUACAGAAUUGCAUACAUUAAUCACAGAAUUGCAUUGUGCUGUCAUUUAUUUUCCCAGCCACAGAAAGGCUGGUAAAAAAAGAGCCAGCAAAUAAUGCAAUGACAUACCAGUCUUACAUAUCCUGAAGAGGGUUUGUUAAAGCUGUAGUGGCCUGAAAUAACAAUGACAAACAUUGGAUUUUCGUGUUCCUCACACAGUUGGUUUAUCUGUGAUAAAGUUUAUAUUGUUGGUGUGCUCUAUAUUAGUAUAGUAUUUACACAAUUUUGUAUGAGGAAUAAUUUUCUUUUGAGAAUUGUGCUUAAAGUAGGCCAUUGUUUACAAAGCAGAGAUAUUUAUUUGCUCUUUUCUCAUAUGAGUUGAGGUUUUUUGUGUACUCAGUAUUUUUCAGGAUAGAUGGUACUGUACUAUGAUGUUCCUUGUCAUACAGUGAAAGUUGUGUGAAGAUUAUAAUUUAGGCUUCAAGGUAAAGUUUUUUUUUUUAUUAUUAUUUUUCAUUUAGGCUUGAAUGUCAGGUUGUGGAAUCUUGUAAUUAAGAGAAGGAAUGCUUCAUUGUUGUGGUUGGAAAUCUCAAAGGCUAUUGUCCUACUUAAAUUUUCAUUAUGAUAGAUCCCCUUAAAAAAUAAGGGUUUUCAUUUUCUGAAGGUUUGGCUUUAUUUUGGCAUGUCCCUUACUGCUACUUGUACUUAAAAGAAAGUCCUUUAUACUUUUGUAUUCCCUUGUAAGUUUAGGUUAUGACUGUAUCUGGCAUACAGUACUUUUGUAUUUAUGAAUUUGUAUAUUUGCAAGAUUAUUUUAGGUUUUCUUUGUGCACAUAUAUUAAUGUUGUGAAUUAUUUGAGGUUUCCAUCACAUGACAAAAUUGGAGUAAUACUGAUGUAUUUACAGACAUAAUCAGGAAAGUCUUGGAAGUUUUUUAUGCAUUUUAAAUUUAUAGUUUUAAAAUUUUUUUUAAUAAAUUGAUCACCUGACAGUAUUGUUAACAAAAACAAAUUUUUUUUAACAUGUAGACAUUGGAUGAUAGAGAUGGGUUUAUUCUGUGUGCACUUACCAUAAUUAUUUUUUGGGGUUUAGCACACAAAUUGCAAGAUGGUGUGACUUUUAUCAUAAAAUAAAAAGUUAAACAUA
Molecule: messenger RNA, 4247 nt
Organism: Macrobrachium nipponense
Lineage: Eukaryota; Metazoa; Arthropoda; Malacostraca; Decapoda; Palaemonidae
Product: protein fem-1 homolog C-like
Exons: 7
Coding region: 236-2086 (616 amino acids)
Molecular function (GO): protein binding
Source: RefSeq, a predicted model, not a curated record